Molecule: messenger RNA, 1059 nt
Organism: Orbilia oligospora ATCC 24927
Lineage: Eukaryota; Fungi; Ascomycota; Orbiliomycetes; Orbiliales; Orbiliaceae
Exons: 6
Coding region: 1-1059 (352 amino acids)
Molecular function (GO): dioxygenase activity
Source: RefSeq, a predicted model, not a curated record
AUGGCAGCCGCUACGACAGCAGUGUCGAAGGACGGACUCGACCUUCCGUUAAUCGAUUUCUCGCGGUAUCUACAUGGAAACGAUGAGGAGAAAUUGGAGGUUGCGAAGGCUAUGUUGCAUGGGUUUACACACUCGGGGUUCGUGUAUAUCAAGAACUACGAUAUAUCAAACGAAACUGUAGCCCACGUUUUCGCAAACUCCGCCAAAUUUUUCGCCAGACCUGAAGACCAAAAGAACCAAUUGGCAUGGACAACCCCACAAGCCAACCGCGGUUACGCCGCACCAGGCCGCGAAAAGACCUCCCUCCUUACGGAAGCCGAUAAAGUCGAAUCCAUGAUCAAAGAAUCCCCGGAUCUCAAAGAAACCUUCGAAAUUGGUCGCGAAGGCGUCGAGGGUCUUCCCAAUAACUGGCCCGAACAUAUGGACUCCGAUGGGGCGGAAUUUACAAACGCGAUGAAGGGGUUCUUCCUUACAUGUAAAGAUUUACAUAUGAAGGUUAUGAGAAGCAUCGCCCUGGGGAUGGGGAUUGAUGAAUACUUUUUCGAUCAGUAUACUGAUGGUGGGGAUAAUAACUUGAGGUUAUUGCAUUAUCCGAAACAACAUAAGAGUGUGUUCAAGGCCGGGAAGAAUGUGGUCAGAACGGGGAGGCAUACGGAUUAUGGAUCUAUUACUUUAUUAUUUCAAGACGGGAAGAAUGGUGGGUUGCAGGUUCGUAGUCCGCAGGGGACGUAUGUUGAUGCGCCGCCUAUUCCGGGAACUAUCGUCAUCAAUAGCGGGGAUCUUCUGGCUCGUUGGUCCAACGAUACCAUCAAAUCAACCGAGCAUCAAGUCGUUGAGCCUCCGCAUGCUGAGGACGAGGGGGUCGAGGAAUACCCGCCGCGUUAUUCGAUAGCCUACUUUUGCAAUCCAAACUUUGAUAAGUUCAUCGAGGCUAUUCCUGGGACAUAUGCUGAGGGCAAGUCCGCUGAAGAAGGGGGAAAGAAGUAUCCUGGCAUCAAUAGCGGAGAGUAUUUGGUCCAGCGAUUAGCUGCCACAUUCAAGGGCGUUCCACGAUACUAA